This is a messenger RNA of Paramecium primaurelia, 783 nucleotides long. Lineage: Eukaryota; Ciliophora; Oligohymenophorea; Peniculida; Parameciidae. The record is from the annotation of a GenBank genome assembly.
AUGUUUGAUAGAUUCGGACUUUUAGAGCCAUAUCGAUCUUAAUCUGAAAUCAUGAGGAUCAAUGAUCAUUCAAUUUGGCUUGGUGAUUAUUCAGCUGCAUUAGAUAUUGUUAAUUUAAAAGUUAAUAAUAUAAAAAGUGUAUUGUCAAUUAUUCAUUCUAUGGAUGUUAAAUAUACAGAUAUCAAUCAUAAAAUCAUAUAUAUAAAAGAUAAACCAGAUAUUGAUAUAUUCUAAUACUUUGAUGUUACAAAUGAAUUUAUUGAAUCAGCUUUAUAAUAAGGUUCAUUAUUAGUUCAUUGUUCAAUGGGAAUUAGUCGUUCACCUGCAAUUGUUAUAGCAUAUAUUAUGAUGAAAUUUAAAUAUCCUUUUUCUAAAGCUUAUCAUAUAGUUAGAAAGAAGAGACCAAUAAUUUGUCCAAAUUUUGGAUUUUCAUUUUAACUAAAAUAAUAUGAAAGGAUUUGUAUAUAACCUAAAAUAAUGCCAGAAGUUGUUUAUAAAGAAUUUAAAUGUCCUCCUAUUUAAUAAGUGAGAAGUAUAAGUUUAAGAAAGUCUCCAUAAUAAUAGUUUAUUAAUAGUUAAGCUUAGAGUGAAAGAUAAUAAAAUAAUACAAAUACUUCUCUAAGUGCAAGUUCAGAAAGGAAAACAAUACAUUAGAAAAGAAAAUAAAAAGAAAAGAAAUUACCUUAACUUCAACCUUAAAUUAAUUUUGGUUCUUACAAUACAAUUAAAGAAUUUGCAGAGAAAUUAAAAGCUUCAAGAUUAAUUCAAAUAAAAUACAAUUGA